Molecule: messenger RNA, 1014 nt
Organism: Panicum virgatum (switchgrass)
Lineage: Eukaryota; Viridiplantae; Streptophyta; Magnoliopsida; Poales; Poaceae
Product: pathogenesis-related protein B-like
Exons: 2
Coding region: 190-774 (194 amino acids)
Biological process (GO): abscisic acid-activated signaling pathway; defense response
Cellular component (GO): nucleus; cytoplasm
Molecular function (GO): protein phosphatase inhibitor activity; signaling receptor activity; abscisic acid binding
Source: RefSeq, a predicted model, not a curated record
UCGUGCAAAUAAAGUUCCAAUAAGCAAUCAUUCAUCAAUGCUUCUAGAGGAAUUUUCCUGGUCCAAAACAUGUGAUCUUCGCAGUCUCUGAAUUCCACACCAGCCAACAACACGGUCCAUUCUUGCUUCUAACCUCAGCUCCCAAUCUUGCUUGCGCGCCCCGGCCGCCACAUCUAUAAAUAACCCUUGAUGGCUCAGUGUUCAGGACACACAAUCACACAAAAGACUCUCAUCAGUGACCAGUACUUCGUCUUCAGUUCUUCACUGAUCAGUGUCAACCGACUUGUUGCCACGAUGGUUGUCGGCAAAGUCACACUGGAGUACCCGGUGGCCGUGUCGGUCGAGCUGCUGUGGAAGGUGGCCUUCUCCGGCAACGUGUCCAUCUUCACCAAGGCCUGCGUCGGCAUGAUUGAUGCCAUCGAGGUCGAAGGCGACGGCGGGCCCGGGAGCGUCACCACCAUGAAGCUCAACCCUGUGAGCGACACGAAGGUGUUCAAGACCCGGCUCCUGUCGCGUGAUGCGGCGGCGCGCGUGGUGAAGUCGGAGAUGGUGGUAGAGGGCGAACUGGCCGGGAAGUUCAAGUCGCAGGUGUCCGAGGUGAAGGUGGUGCCAGCCGGCGAGGGAGCCUGCGCGGUGCACAUGACGGUGGUUUACGAGCGGGUGGACGGCACGCUGCUGCCGCCGGAGGAGGAGGCCAGGAUCGGGCAGGGCUACCUCGGCCUCAUCAAGAAGGUGGAGGAGUACCUCGUCGCGCACCCCAGCGAGUUCGCCUAAAGGUACCAUGAGCAUCCUCGUCCUGGCGAUCGGGCCAGAGAAAUCCGUGUUAGAUAAAUUAAAUGGUGGUGGUGUUGCCAGCAGGGGUGUGUUCUUGAUUUCAAAAUCGGAAUAACUAGAGGAAGUGAUGCUCUGCUUGAUCGGUUGAUUGUGCUUGUGUGCUUGUGGGGAACAACAGUUUCAGUUUUUGUGAGAACACUUUAUGUUCUAUGUUCUUUCAUUUUUUUUUUGUGCGUGUCA